Messenger RNA from Drosophila ficusphila, 2516 nucleotides. RefSeq names its product diuretic hormone receptor (gene Dh44-R1). Gene Ontology annotation, molecular function: peptide hormone binding; G protein-coupled peptide receptor activity; diuretic hormone receptor activity. The transcript is spliced from 11 exons. Bases 574 to 2109 code for a protein of 511 amino acids. NCBI's taxonomy places the organism in Eukaryota, Metazoa, Arthropoda, Insecta, Diptera, Drosophilidae. Gene Ontology annotation, biological process: cell surface receptor signaling pathway; adenylate cyclase-modulating G protein-coupled receptor signaling pathway. The record is from RefSeq and is a predicted model, not a curated record. Gene Ontology annotation, cellular component: plasma membrane.
UGCGGUUCGUUUUGAAAUUUCGAAUAAAAAAAGUUUGCGGUUCGACAGUUCAAAUCCGUUAGAGUGGAAGUAAUUUUUGAAAAACGAGCAAUGGCAAAAUUAUAAAUUAUAAUUAGCAAGCACGAGAAUAACAAAUUGUUGUUGGGUUUGUGCAAAGUCAAGGGCCCUUAGUGUUUGGAAUAAGUUCAAGUUUGGCCAUAACCAGUAAUCCUGCAUAUAAAUGUGAACACAAUAAAGUUUCUGGCCAAGUGAGAGUGGGCGUGUGUCAAUAACCAAGGCAACUAGCAGAAUCGACCAGUCCAGGCAAAAACAGCUUAAACAUAAUCAUUUCGCAGCUUAGAAGGCGUUAAACGCAUUUAAGCCGGGUCAAGUAAGUGGCCGAAAGGACAAAGGACCCGGACCCUGCGGCUUCUGUGGUCAGUUGAAAAGUCUCGAGUGUGAUUGUUCAACGCACAAGAAACCCCAAGGAUACCGAGCAAAAAUUCAGGGAGUGGAGCGAGGAAUCCCAUUUUGCGGCAGCGAGCUUAGUUGGCCAAGAAGUAUCCGCGAUGCUGGGACACGGAAUGUGGUAGGAUGAGCGAGCACGGCCACAUGGACUCGGCGAAUGCCAGCGGGAGUGAUCCCCUCCUGGAGCUGCACAACCUGGAUGGCAUCGGCGACAGUGUGGAGCUGCAGUGCCUGGUGCAGGAGCACAUCGAGGCCUCGACCUACGGCAACUCCAGUGACCACUGUCUCACCCAGUUCGACUCGAUCCUCUGCUGGCCGAGGACAGCCCGCGGAACCCUGGCGGUGCUCCAGUGCAUGGACGAGCUGCAGGGAAUUCACUACGACAGCAGCAAGAAUGCAACGAGGUUCUGCCACGCGAAUGGGACGUGGGAGAAGUACACGAACUACGAUGCCUGCGCCCACCUGCCCGCCCCCGAAUCCGUGCCAGAGUUCGAGGUCAUCGUUGAGCUGCCCACCAUUAUCUACUACAUCGGAUAUACCCUCAGUCUGGUAUCGCUCUCGCUGGCGCUGAUUGUUUUCGCCUACUUCAAGGAGCUGCGUUGCCUGCGCAACACCAUUCACGCCAAUUUGUUCUUCACGUACAUCAUGUCGGCUUUGUUCUGGAUACUCUUGCUGUCCGUCCAGAUUUCCAUCCGAAGUGGUUUGGGCAGCUGCAUAGCCUUGAUAACCCUCUUUCACUUCUUCACCCUGACGAACUUCUUCUGGAUGCUGGUCGAGGGAUUGUACCUCUACAUGCUGGUGGUCAAGACCUUCUCGGGGGACAACCUGCGAUUUAAUAUCUACGCCUCCAUUGGCUGGGGUGGUCCUGCCUUGUUUGUCAUCACCUGGGCGGUGGCCAAAAGCCUGACGGUCACCUACAGCACUCCGGAAAAGUACGAAAUCAACUGUCCCUGGAUGCAGGAGACCCAUGUGGAUUGGAUAUACCAGGGACCCGUCUGUGCGGUCCUAAUCAUCAAUCUCACCUUCCUGCUGCGCAUCAUGUGGGUUCUCAUCACAAAGCUGCGCUCGGCCAAUACAGUGGAGACUCGUCAGUACCGAAAGGCAGCGAAGGCUCUGUUGGUGCUCAUUCCCCUUUUCGGCAUCACCUAUCUGGUGGUGCUGGCUGGUCCCUCGGAAUCUGGCUUAAUGGGUCACAUGUUUGCCGUUCUGCGGGCGGUUUUGCUCAGCACUCAGGGCUUCUCGGUGUCGCUGUUCUACUGUUUCCUCAACUCGGAGGUGCGAAAUGCACUUAGACACCACAUUUCCACGUGGCGGGACACGCGCACCAUCCAGCUGAACCAGAACCGACGCUACACGACGAAAAGUUUCACGAAAGGCGGCGGAUCCCCGCGGGCCGAGAGCAUGCGACCCCUCACCAGUUACUAUGGACGCGGGAAGCGGGAGUCCUGCGUGAGCUCGGCCACCACCACCACGUUGGUGGGUCAGCAUGCCCCACUGUCGCUCCACCGGGGAUCGAACAACGCCCUCCACACGAUGCCCAUUUCGGCGGGGAACGCCAUGAGUUCCGGCAGCACCCUGAGCGUAAUGCCCCGGGCCAUUAGUCCCCUGAUGAGGGUGAGAGGGGGACCCAAAGGAGGCGGAGGUCACCAGUCCAGAUCCUGACUAAUCGUUCUGAAAUUACAGCAAGGACUCGAGGAGAACUCGGUGUAGUAGGCGAACUCAGCCCAGCCACCCAGCAACCCAGCAACUCAGCAACUGCAUCUUAAGAGACUGAACUUUCAUUGAAUUCCACUUCCGUGACGGAGAUCUGCGAGUGCGAUUAGUUAGUUACCACUGUACAUUUUAGCGAGGAGUGCGAUGAAAGAACGAAACCAAGUACCAAGCGGAGCAAGCAAGCAACUUAGGUUAGUCAAUCGUUUUAAACUGUUGGAUGUCGUCGAUGUGAACCGCUGAGAGCCCCAUCCCAUAGGAAAAAUCAUAGGAAAACCCCAAAAGCUAUAAACUUCAAAUUCUAACUCGAUGUGAAAAUGGAUUUACUCUCUGUACAAAACAGCAAAUCUGAGCAUCUA